AUGAAAAUAUUCAAUAAUACUCAUAAAUUUAUAAUAUUGGUUAUAUUUUUUUGCAUUUUAUAGCAUUUUAUUGUUUAAGGAAUACGCGAUAAGUAAGUUAAACUUAAUAAAAAUGAAUUUUCUCAUCUUUAAAAUAUUGUGAAUGAAUUGCCUCCUGAAGAAACCAAUCAUGAUAAUAAGGAAUCUAGGUUUUUGUAAGCUGAUCAAAUCAGAAUUUAAUUUGAUAUUAGCUUUAUACAAGCAUCUACUUCGUUUGCCACCUCUUUAAUAAGCUAAUUAACAAAUCUUUUCGAAACUGUUUCACUGUUUUAUUAAAACUUGAUCUCUGUAAAAGUACCUAUAUCGGGAUCUAUUCAAAUACCAUCAACAAUGACAAAUUGCAAUAAUUAUAUUUUUUCAGCUACUCAAAAGGUCUAAAGCUAUAAAAACACAGAUCUGUUAAUAUUUGUCGAUUAUCAAUUAAAUUCUACUUUUAUAGAUGAUUUUUCUGCUGUAAGCUACAUUUGUGAUACAGAUUCUACAAACAGAGUUAUAAUUUCUUAUUUAAGUCUUACUUUCAAAAGUAUUUCUGAAAGUUUGUCAGAUUAUUAAUUUAGCUAACUCUAGAAAUAAGUAAUUCAUGAAAUCAUGCACUCUCUUGCUAUGAAUUCAUAGUUAAUCAAUUAUUUUAGAGAUUCAACAAAUAACUUAUACGAUGCACAUGUAAUUAAUAUUACAAACUAAACACUUUCAUAUCCAAACACUUUAAAUUGGGCCUAAAAAUAUUAUAAUUGCUCAUCUUUGACUUAAAUACCAAUUGAAAUUGACUCUUUAGGAAACAUUCACUGGAAUAGGGUUAUCCUUUUAGAUGAUAUUAUGUCAGGACUUUAUAUAUAUGGAGAAGGUUUAUGGAGUGGAAUCAAUAAUGCAAUACUAUAAGAUAGUGGAUGGUAUAAUGUUAACCCUUUAUAGUAUGAUUCUUAAAUCAAAUGGGGACAAAAUAAAUAAUGUUAAUUUGUCUAGUAGGGUUGCAUAGGUACAGGGUAUUUUUAAGAGUUUUGUAAUACACUAAACAAUUAUGGGUUAACAUUUUCAUAAAAUGCUAUGGGUAUAUGCCAACAGUUUUAUCAGACUAAUAGCUAAUAAUAUAAUAAAGCGCCAUCAAAUUAUUUAUAAUGCUUAUUUAUGUAACCAGUUUAAAAUUAGAAUUGCUUAGACCCUGGCAAUUAGAAUCUUUUUUCAAAUUAAUAUCUUGUUUCGAAUUUUAGCUAUUCGUUUGGCUACUAAAGUAGAGCAUUCGAAUCAUCUCUUACACCUUUUACUUUAAAAUCAGUUACUUCUUUUGCUUGCUAUAAUGCUGUCUGUCUAUAAAACAGUUCUCUAAUUUAUAUUACCAUAGGUUCUUAUUCGUUUUAUUGUGAUACUGCCUCCUAAAAUAUUAGCUAAUAAACUCCUUUUGAUAUGCAAGGAAGCUUAGUCUGCCCAUCAAAUAUUGCAGAUUUCUGCUAAUCUCCUGGUCCGUGUCAAAGCUUUUGUGCCUCUGCAGGUUAUUGUUUAAAUAAAAAAUGUACUUGUAUUGCAGGGUAUAAUGGGGAAGGAUGUUAAUGUAUUCAAGGAUACAAUUACUAUGAAGGUUAAUGCCGUUAAUGCAAUUAAACCUGUAAGACUUGUAGCGCCAUUGAUUCUUCUUAAUGCUAAACUUGCAUAGAUGGCUACUAUCUUUUAAAUGGUUAGUGCUUGUAAUGUGGUCCACUGUGUCUCACAUGCUCUGCAUCAGCUCCUAGCUAAUGUACUUCCUGCGAACAAGGUUUUUUUUUAGAAUCCACCACUAAUACAUGUCAAAGAUGCAGCUCAAAUUGUGUUAAUUGCACGAGCCUAUCUAACUGUACUGCUUGUUAAGAUGGAUAUGGCUUGAGUUCAACAAAUUAGUGCACCAUAAUUUGUAUGUAUAAUUGCUAAAAAUGCUACUAAGAUGCAUUUACUUGUUAACAAUGCUAUCAAAAUAAAGUAUUUAAUUCAACUUCUGGAGUCUGUGAAUGUCCUUCUGCAUAAUAUGAAGAUCAAUUUGGAAAUUGCUAAAAUUGUAAAAUUAAUUGCUUGAAAUGUUCUUCAAUAAGAAAUUGCUUUGAAUGCGAGGAUGGCUACAAGCUGUUACCUUAUUCUCAAACUUGCACUGAUAAUAAUUUUUCAUAUUUUUUAAGUUUUUUAUUUUUAAAUAUAAUAUUAUUUAUCAUUUUUGUAUGA
Molecule: messenger RNA, 2223 nt
Organism: Tetrahymena thermophila SB210
Lineage: Eukaryota; Ciliophora; Oligohymenophorea; Hymenostomatida; Tetrahymenidae
Product: RNA helicase, putative
Exons: 3
Biological process (GO): proteolysis; cell adhesion
Cellular component (GO): membrane; cytoplasm
Molecular function (GO): metalloendopeptidase activity
Source: RefSeq, a predicted model, not a curated record